Cucurbita moschata (crookneck pumpkin) is the source of this 402-nucleotide messenger RNA. RefSeq lists its product as uncharacterized. Lineage: Eukaryota; Viridiplantae; Streptophyta; Magnoliopsida; Cucurbitales; Cucurbitaceae. The coding region runs from base 1 to 402 and encodes 133 amino acids. The transcript has a single exon. The record is from RefSeq and is a predicted model, not a curated record.
AUGGGGGUUUGUGCCUCAUCUCAGAACUCGAGUGCUAGCAGCCUCACAAACUGGCCUUCAACAGCAAAAAUUAUCCAUACAGAUGGUAGGCUUCAAGAAUUGAGGCAUCCAGUAAAGGCCGGCCACAUUCUUGAUCAAAACCCUAAUUGCUUUCUCUGCAGUUCAGAAUCUAUGAAGAUCGAUUCGAUCAUUCCCCAAAUAUCCAGCAACAGAGAGCUCGAAUUAGGAGAAAUUUAUUUUCUAAUCCCACUCGCUAAAGCGCACCUGCCGAUCUCCCUCACGGAGCUGUGUUCUUUGGCCGCCAAAGCAAGUGUGGCCCUCGCAAACUCCAAGAAGCCAUAUUCGUCUUUGAAAGCGGCGCCGCCCUCCGUCGGGUACCGAAUCGGAGCCCCGGGGGCAUAG